CCCCUUGUGAUUAAAAAGUUUUAAAUUUGGAAAUUUAUGAGAUUGGAAUUGUAGAUGAAAUGCAUGGUGUUUCUCAAAAAAGACAUAAAUGAUAUUUUGAAAAGAGUAUUGCAUCGCAUUUGCACUUACAUUCAAUUUUGACCAUCUAACAUAAACGUAUAUACUUUGUUUGGUAUUUCUCUACUGGACUUUAUGCUCACCCCUAUAGAUUUUGGUACAGGUAAAGACGUGGUAAUCCCGCCAAGUUGAGGGCGUGGGUAAUUGUAAAGGGCACAUGGCUUUUCUUUUGUUGUGACUUCUUUUGUAAAGCCAAGGGCUAACAUGUUUGGGUUCGAAAGACCUCUUUUGUGUAACCGGGCUACAGCCUUGAAAGAUGCUGCAAGUGCAGUUGCUUCGGCUACAAUGACACCAUUGAAUGCUGAGGCUCCUCCAAACAAGCUUGUUGAACUGGUUUCAAAGGGUCUUGCAGUGGAGAAAGAUGAGAUGUUAAGAGGGAUUUCUUCAUCUGCAUUGUUUGAUUCAGGUGCAGCAGUACCUGUGGGAUAUGGUUCAAUACCAGCUCCUCGCGCUGUCGCUGUUGAUUUUGGGUAAUUUGUUUCUCCAACUCACAGUCCUAUUUUUCUGUUUAUGCUUUGUUGUUAUAUCAUUUACUUUUAAUGCUUGCUUCCAUUGGUUUUAGUAUGUCAUACAGUAAAAUGCACUAUUAUUGUAAAGUAUGUCAAAUAUCUUGUGUUUGGCAAAUGAGAACUGAUAUGUGUAUGCACUUUUUAAUGUAAUAAUGUAUUUACGCAUUACAGUAAUUGCAAAAAAGGUGCAUGUGUGGAAUAUGCUUCAUGGCAUGCUACGUAGUAUAUCCAGAUACAAUUCUGUAUAUCUGCAAUGAGCGCUUCUAAUCUCCUAGUUGAUAUCCAGCUUUCCCACUGCUGCUUUUUUCCUGCGAUGUUGCUCUGCAUUCAUGGAUUCUUUAAACUCCUUGAUUGCCUCCCACUGCUAAAUUAUUUUGCAUGGUAGGGAUGGAAUUGAUUGAAAGUAACAGUGAUUAGACAACUAUCACAGAACUUAGGAGAUGGUAGUUUGGAAGGGGAUAUUAAGUGCAUUAGGUUAAACUUCUUCAUGGCUAGUGGUUCUUGUCACCAGACCAAUGAAUGAUAUAUAUAUAUAUAUAUUAGAUAGGCCCUGUGCCUGGUCAGAAAUAUAGUGAAAAGCUUUCACAUAAUUUCCUUCGGAUUGAGCUAACAUCUGUUAUGGUUGUCAUUCGAGUAAAAGAAUCUCCAUUCCAUAAUCAUAUUCUCCCCUAUGUACAUAAUGAGAAUAAUACAUGGAGUCAAAAAAGAUUAAAAUAGGCCUGUUUGUUGGCGGCAGUGUUUUUAAAGGCUCAAGGUGCAGCAAGGCGCUGAAGGUCUCUUGGGGCCUAGGCACAAGGCAAGGCAAGGCAAGGCAAGACGCGGGUUUUAUUGAA
Molecule: messenger RNA, 1459 nt
Organism: Camellia sinensis
Lineage: Eukaryota; Viridiplantae; Streptophyta; Magnoliopsida; Ericales; Theaceae
Source: RefSeq, a predicted model, not a curated record